UUGGGAUGUAGCUAGCAAACGUAGCAAGUUAGCAAGGGGAGGGGGAUUUAGACCAAAGUUGGAGUGCUAUAUAGUUUGCAGCUAACUGGCUAGCUACCUGUAGCGUUGGCGACUUUGUAACACUGAUCGCUUAAUUGUACGUGCUGGAUUAACAAUGUAACAAGCUUGCUGCUCUGCGAGCGACGUAGCCAGGCUAUGGAUUGCAACAGCCUCUUGCUAGCUAGGGAGCUAGCCAGUUAGUUCUAGAUCGCUAGGUAAUGUAAACUAAAAAGGCGUGACUUGGCGGGAUGGCAUACCUGCCAUUCCAGUAAUUGUUUGUUUAUGCUGCUAUGGUUGUUGGCAAACUAACCUGCGUUGUUCGAAAAGGAAAUUAUUUGUAAGGAGGCCCCACUGGCAAGAAGUUCCGGAGCAAGCCCCAGCUGGCCCGUUACCUGGGCAACUCCAUGGACCUCAGCUCCUUUGACUUUCGCACGGGGAAGAUGCUGAUGAGCAAACUCAACAAGAACCGACAGAGGCUACGCUACGACAAUAACAACCAAAACAAGGGCAAGCCGGACCUGAACACAUCGCUGCCAGUGCGGCAGACGGCCUCCAUCUUCAAACAGCCUGUCACCAAGGUUACCAAUCACCCCAGCAACAAGGUGAAGACGGACCCUCAGAAAGCCAUCGACCAGCCCAGACAGCUCUUCUGGGAGAAGAAGCUGAGCGGCCUGAAUGCUUUCGACAUCGCGGAGGAGCUGGUGAAGACCAUGGAUCUGCCCAAGGGCCUCCAGGGUGUUGGCCCUGGAUGCACAGAUAAGACCCUCCUGUCGGCCAUCGCCAGCGCCCUGCACACCAGCGCCGCCCCCAUCACGGGCCAGCUGUCGGCCGCGGUGGAGAAGAACCCGGGGGUGUGGCUCAACACGUCCCAGCCCCUCUGCAAGGCCUUCAUCGUCACCGACGAGGACAUCAGGAAGCAGGAGGAGCUGGUGUACAGUGUGAGGAAGAGGUUGGAGGAGGCCCUGAUGGCUGACAUGUUGGCUCACGUGGAAGAAGCUUCCAGCGAUGGGGACUGCAAGGAGGAGGGGAACGACAACGACGACAUGGAGGCGGUAUAGCAGAGAACAAGAUGUGUCCCAUGGAAACUAAGGCUACUUCUCUCUUUCCAUGGUUAGGGGGUGCUGUAGAGCAGCCUGGAACAUGGGAGUCCCCUCAUGCCUUCACCAGACCCUGACGCUGGACCCUUUUAUGAGCCCCCCCCAAAAAAACUGCCUUCCUCAUCCUCAUCCUUUUCCUCUGUCCCCAAAGGAUCCCUGGCGGACUCCGCCCUGACCCCAGCACAGCUUGUGAACUUCUGGCUUCACUGCUAGGAAAAACACUUGCUACAAUCCUCAAUCAAAUUGAUUAGUAAUGGAAAACACACACAUGCAGACACACACACCCACGCACACAUGUUGUUAACGGUGCAAAGAAAUGGGAGAGAAGUUACAGUCGGUUUUCAAAUCCAUCGUUGUUGUUUUUUUAAAUUUCUUGUGUUUUAUACACAUCUGUUUUUAUGGACGUUGGUAGAGUAUGCUAAAGAUGGAGAUUUUUUAACAGUUCUUUCAUUUCAUUGGGAACCUCCUUAACUUGAAUGCAAGAAAGAAAAAUAAAUAUUAGAAGUAUAAAGGAUGAAUUUCCCACAUUGGAGGACAGCAGUGUAAUUUACAUAGCAUAGCAUUGCAUGGUGCAUAGCAUUCUUUCUCCUAGCCUCAUCAGUUUUACAUACAGGGUAAGAAACCCUCCUGGGGUAGCCAUCAGACCUGGAUCAAAUACAUAUUUGUUUUGGAUUCAGAUACUUUUCUGCGCUUUACUGAGCUUGUCUGGUGUAUUGGAACCAAUGAAAUACUCUCAGAAAGUGCAAACCCUACCACCUGGUCCUACUGGCAGGCUCAGUUACACCAGGCAAGAUCAAUAGAGCAGAGAAAAGUAUUUGAAUCCAAAGCAAAUACGUAAACACUGGAUUUGUAUGCCACUCUUUAAUGUAUGUGGGAAAAAUCUUUGAUAAAGUUUGUGAAGGUAUAUGGAUGGAGAUGUGCACAGUGCCACUUAAACCUUUAGCUUUUAUGGAUUUACUGGAUAAAGGUGGCUUUCCUGAUGGGCUCUGGUACAAGUACGUGCAUGUUGGAAAUGCGUGUUUUUAUUUCGUUAUUUUUAACAAUGCCAUUUCCACACUGGGGUAAUCCAUUUAAAUCAGUUCGUUCCCUGGUAUUGCCCAGAGCAAAGAUAAUUUUGUCAAGGAUCGUCUUGCAGUGUCAGAACGUUACAGGAAGUGUUGUGUGUGUGUGGUAUUACUCUCACACGGACUCCCCAGUCCACUCAGACCUUAUUAGCUGCUAUGCAACCAUGCUGCACAAUCUGUCGUUAUCCCCACGUUCCCCUCGACGGUCGCGUUGUGGUCGUAACUGGGUCAUGACUUUGCUGGACAAUUGAUCGCUUCUCAGUUACAGACGGCCCUAACUUAUUCCCGCGGGUGCAGAGCUACCCAGGUCGCGCGGCGCUGCCCCAAGUGUUGUGUCCUACUGCUCGGAACGCUUUGUUCGUGGAACGGUGCUAACUGGAGUUCGUUGUUUCCAGUUCGAGGAUAUUCCUUUUUUGUCAAUUCAUGUCCUACCUUUAAGUAAACACUUUGUAUAAAUGAUUCAUGCCAUUGCCAAUGCUGCCUACCCCCCACCAGCUCUCUCUUUUUUUCCUGUAGUGCAGUAUGUUUGGUAGCAGAUCGCGAUGCCGCAUCAACUUUGUUAAAUGGCGUAGGCAAGACGUGGAAAUGUUUCACAUGAUCCCAGAGUGAAGUGACCGUAUAGACACGAUCAGACAACUGAGGUCCUCCACUAAAUUAGUGAAGCACAUCACUUCUGUUUUAACCUUUUGGUGAGAGUGAAAUUGUAAGGUUCAAUUUCUUUUGAAUAGAUGUUCUACAAACUCCUUCUUGCAAAAAACAAUUUAUUUUUUUAAGGAUACGAGUGUGGUGCUUGAAGAAUUUCAGCGGAUGGUAAUUAUGCUUUUUUGCAAGAAGUAGUGUGAGGACUUAUCUUUUAAUUGCACACAAAGAAAUUCAACCAGGAGUGCAAAUGUUCUCUAUUCAACCUGUUUUGUGACAUUAGAGAAGUUAAAACAAGCUUGCAGUUUGAUUUCACUAGAGAAUGUAAAACACAGUUUGUGUUCAACAUCAGCAGGCCAAUUUACCUUUUAUAAAAUUGACAAGUAACUGAUUAAAAUGUCUGUGUAUAUCUUCA
Anguilla anguilla (European eel) is the source of this 3254-nucleotide messenger RNA. RefSeq names its product methyl-CpG binding domain protein 3b (gene mbd3b). The coding region runs from base 444 to 1097 and encodes 217 amino acids. Lineage: Eukaryota; Metazoa; Chordata; Actinopteri; Anguilliformes; Anguillidae. The transcript has 8 exons. Gene Ontology annotation, molecular function: DNA binding. The record is from RefSeq and is a predicted model, not a curated record.